AUGCGAGGAGACGCACACGGUGUCCGGAACGGCGUCGUUACACCAUCAACCUCAACAUCAACAACCACAUCAUUAGCAAUAGCUACCUUUUCAAAACAAACAUCACUAUUGCUCAUUUUUCUCUUCUUACUUUUAGCAAGCUUGUUCUCUAUAGACGAUAAGUCGUUCUCGGUUACCUCUAGCUCCUCCCCAUCCUCUUCCUUAAUAGCAAACAAAACUCUCGAUGGUCCCUACAUCCCUUGCAACUUUAACAUCUCCUCCACCAACGCAUCCGUGCCAUCCGCGAAGUCGGCGAAGUCACCGUGGAUGUCGUUAGGUUUGUUGUCGAGUCGGGUUCGACUCGAGUCAUUUGGUUUUGCAGCAGAAGAGAAGAGAUUGGAGGGAAUGAGGGACAUAAGAACCGAAGGAGAAUUGGAGACCGGAGACUCGGAGAACAAAGGAAUGAAGUUGAAGGAGGUUAGGGAAAAGUGGAAGAAAGAAGGAGAAGCUGGAGAGUCAUGA
Messenger RNA from Dovyalis caffra, 501 nucleotides. NCBI's taxonomy places the organism in Eukaryota, Viridiplantae, Streptophyta, Magnoliopsida, Malpighiales, Salicaceae. The record is from the annotation of a GenBank genome assembly.